Astyanax mexicanus (Mexican tetra) is the source of this 1576-nucleotide messenger RNA. It is a transcript of the gene cbr1, whose product is annotated as carbonyl reductase 1. The transcript is spliced from 4 exons. Bases 86 to 916 code for a protein of 276 amino acids. Lineage: Eukaryota; Metazoa; Chordata; Actinopteri; Characiformes; Acestrorhamphidae. The record is from RefSeq and is a predicted model, not a curated record. Gene Ontology annotation, molecular function: carbonyl reductase (NADPH) activity.
CCAAAACCACGUGACAAGGUCCCAGGAAGGAGUGUGUCUGACGCCGCGCUUUUCUCUUGUUACUGUUCUCUCACAUAUACACGGCAUGUCUGCGCGCAGGGUGGCCCUGGUCACCGGCUCUAAUAAGGGCAUCGGGCUGGCCGUGGUCCGCUCGCUGUGUAAGCAGUUUGACGGGGACGUGUUCCUGACGGCGCGGGACGUGGGCCGGGGGCAGGCGGCGGUGGAGGGGCUGAAGGGGGAGGGGCUGUCCGCGCUGUUCCACCAGCUCGACAUCAACGACCCGGCCAGCGUCCGCACCGCGCGCGACUUCUUCAGAACCCAGUACGGAGGAGUGGACGUCCUCAUCAACAACGCGGGGAUAGCCUUCAAAAUGGCAGAUACAACGCCCUUUGGGACCCAGGCUGAGGUGACCCUGAAGACCAAUUUUUUUGCGACCAGAGACAUGUGCAAUGAGUUCCUCCCCAUCAUCAAAUCAGGAGGUAGGGUGGUGAAUGUCUCCAGUGGGAUGGGGUCCAUCGCCCUGGGUCGCUGCAGUUCUGAACUCCAGGCCCGAUUCCGCAGCAAUGACAUCACAGAGGAGGAGCUAGUAGGGCUGAUGGAGAGCUUUGUGAAGAAAGCUCAGGAGGGCGUCCACAAUCAGAGCGGCUGGCCUGACACAGCAUACGGGGUGUCCAAGACGGGUCUAACCACCCUGACCAGGAUCCAGGCCAGGAAGCUGACCGCAGAGAGACCAGGCGAUGGAAUCCUCUGUAACGCCUGCUGUCCAGGCUGGGUCAGGACAGAUAUGGCCGGGCCCAAUGCAACAAAGUCACCAGACGAGGGCGCCAUCACCCUAGUCUAUCUCGCCUUGCUGCCACCUGGUGCCAAGGAGCCCCAUGGGCAGUUUGUAUCCGAGAAGAAGGUCCAGCCUUGGUGAGGAAAAGUGUAUGGCUGAAUCUCAAAUGAAUCCCUAUUGUACUUUCUGUAAACAUGUUUAUGUGCACUAUAUAGGGAAUAGGGGGCCAUUUGUGAUUGUUUGUUCAAUUGAUUUGUUUCUUACAAAAAAGCAGCUUGGCACAUCAAAAUGAGUUAAUGAUUAAUUAGUUAAGAUUAAUUCAUAAUUUUGCAUUAUAUUGUUAUCAUUAAGAUUUAAUUAUAUAUUAAAUACAUUAAUAAAAUAUAUAUUUUAAAUCUUCUCAAAACAUUGUGUCGUAUUCUGUGCGAGUUAGAUUUAAUUGGUGCCUUUUGAUAUGUAUACCUCCGUCUUUAUUCUUGACUAGUAACUAUAAACCAAAUAAAAUAUUUUCAUGCUAAAAUUUUCUUAACUUUUUUAUUUUUGGUCUUUUUUUCCCACAUAUUAUAUACUGCUUGAUAAUGCAAAUGCAAAUCCAUGUAAUUCAGGUACUGGUACGAAAGUGUAGUGCACUAUAUAUAGGGAGUAUGGAGCCAUUUGGAAUAUUGGCAACUUAACACAUCAAAAUUAAUUAUCAGUAAUUUAAUUAUGUAGUAAGUAUAUUUAUGUUUUAAAAUGAUCUAAAUAAAUUUAAUUGGUGCCUUUUGUUUUGUUUGUAAACUAAAUAAAAAUGUUUGAAAUAUU